This is a messenger RNA of Hibiscus syriacus, 1053 nucleotides long. RefSeq names its product probable WRKY transcription factor 9. Bases 1 to 1053 code for a protein of 350 amino acids. The record is from RefSeq and is a predicted model, not a curated record. Gene Ontology annotation, biological process: regulation of DNA-templated transcription. The transcript has 5 exons. NCBI's taxonomy places the organism in Eukaryota, Viridiplantae, Streptophyta, Magnoliopsida, Malvales, Malvaceae. Gene Ontology annotation, molecular function: sequence-specific DNA binding; DNA-binding transcription factor activity.
AUGGCAUUGACUUUGGUGCCUCAAAAGCUGCAUUUGCAGAGGCUAAAGUUACAAUCUUCACAAACAAUGGCGAGUUCAUCAUCAGCAGAAGAUGACGGAGCACCAUUAGCAUUGCCUAGCUUGCAAGGAAACGACAACACAAAAGAGUUGUCUGUGCUGCAAAUGGAGAUGAAUCGCAUGAAAGAAGAGAAAAAAGUGUUGAGGAAAGCGGUGGAGAAAACUUUGCAGGAUUACAACCAUCUCCAGAUGAAGUUUGCUCUUAUUCAGCAAAACAACCCAUUGAAGGACCCUCGAAUCUUUCUCUCACCAAAUGGAAAUGGAGGUUUAAUUCAAGAACAACGGCAGGGAAUUGAAAGAGACUUAAAUAUUGUCAACAACCCAAGACAUGGGUCACCAUCACCAGGUGACAGCGACGGUGAAGAUGAUCACGAACUGGGGUUGUCCUUAACGCUGAAAACCAGCUCAAUUCAACCAGAAAUUCGAGAAGAAGAAACCCCAAACGAUGUGCAGAACAAGCUUCAACAAACUCAUUCAUCUGCAAUCACAAGCCAUGCUGUUUCCACAUUCAACAGGAAAGCUAGGGUUUCCAUCAGAGCAAGAUGUCAAACAGCUACAAUGAACGAUGGGUGUCAAUGGAGGAAAUAUGGCCAGAAGAUUACAAAAGGAAAUCCUUGCCCACGAGCUUACUAUAGUUGCACGGUAGCUCCGGGAUGCCUGGUCAGGAAGCAAGUGCAACGAUGCAUCGACGACAUGUCGAUUCUUAUUACAACAUACGAAGGAACCCACAAUCAUCCGCUCCCUGCGGGUGCACCCGCCAUGGCUUCCACAGCUUCAUCAACAGCUUUACCAGCUUCGACCUUCAUGUUACUGGAUUCGGGCCAUGGUAUCGCGAACCCUCACCUCAUGAACUCAUCGGCUGCUUCCAUGAACGUUAACUACCCUUCAAUAGGAAUGGUUCUUAGCCUCACAAACAAUCAACAUUUCGAUAAUCAAAUAUUGCCCUCGGUUCCGUUAGCUCAUCAACAAGCUUUCCCGUGGAUGCCGAGCAGAUAA